Molecule: messenger RNA, 966 nt
Organism: Varanus komodoensis (Komodo dragon)
Lineage: Eukaryota; Metazoa; Chordata; Lepidosauria; Squamata; Varanidae
Product: proto-oncogene Mas-like
Exons: 1
Coding region: 1-966 (321 amino acids)
Biological process (GO): G protein-coupled receptor signaling pathway
Cellular component (GO): membrane
Molecular function (GO): G protein-coupled receptor activity
Source: RefSeq, a predicted model, not a curated record
AUGGCUGAGGCAGUAUCUUUGUCUUCUCUCCCUGCUAUCACGAUUAAAAAAAAUUACACACAGCUGGGGAAUUGGUCAACUAAAGAAGCUACUCCAAAUUUUAUGGAAAUAAUAGUCAUUGUAUCUGUUCCCUUCUGCAUCUGGGGAUUAUUUGGGAAUACAAUUGGCUUUUGGCUUCUCUGCUGCAAGGUCAAGAGAAAUAGAAUCAUAAUUUACUUCCUGAAUUUGACAGUGGCUGAUUUCAUUGUGGUUGCCUACUACUUUACAGCAUUUUGUUUAUUUUUGACACCAUUUAAUAUCAAUAUAUACUUUCUACGUGCAAUGGAGAUAAUUUAUUUAUUUGGGUACAAUGCCAGCACAUACUUUUUAACAGUCAUCAGUGCCACAAGGUUCCUCGUGGUCUUUUUCCCAAUGUGGUAUCAACAUCACCAGCCAAAGACCCGCUUGGUGUGUGUUUUUUUGUGGUCCUGCUCUUUCCUGAUGUCACUGGGGGUCUAUAUUGCCUGUUUCCCAAGAUUCCUCUCAUCUCACAACAUGGACAGUUCCUAUUGUAGUGCUGCAACUAUAUCUGCAAUUACUGUCAACUUUUGUGUUUUCUUGCCCAUUAUGUUAUUUUCCACCCUUGCCAUUUUUUGGGGGAUGCAAAGGAAAGCAAGGCAAAGGCUUCCAGCAAAGCUGGACAUCAUCAUCAUCAUCAUGGUCCUUCUGUGUCUGAUCUUUGCUUCUUCAAUGAGAACUGUUGAUGCUGUUUCCUCUUGGCAUCAAAAACUAGAUUCACCAUUUGCAUUUCUACUUUCUGUGUUGUUUGAUUCCAUCAAGUACAGUGCCGACCCUUUUGUUUAUAUCCUUGUUGCAUGUUGGAAGAGAAAGAAGACCUCAGAACCCAUCUAUAUGUGUGUGGGGAGAGCUUUGAGGAACAAUGAAACAGUGAAAAAGGACACACAAGUAGCCCAAGAACAGGCUUGA